Leopardus geoffroyi (Geoffroy's cat) is the source of this 6355-nucleotide messenger RNA. It is a transcript of the gene BMPR2, whose product is annotated as bone morphogenetic protein receptor type 2. Gene Ontology annotation, cellular component: plasma membrane; signaling receptor complex. The transcript is spliced from 13 exons. Gene Ontology annotation, molecular function: transforming growth factor beta receptor activity; ATP binding. The record is from RefSeq and is a predicted model, not a curated record. Bases 672 to 3788 code for a protein of 1038 amino acids. Gene Ontology annotation, biological process: cellular response to growth factor stimulus; BMP signaling pathway; protein phosphorylation. Lineage: Eukaryota; Metazoa; Chordata; Mammalia; Carnivora; Felidae.
AGAACCUCGAAGGAUUGUUCGGCGAAGGUUUGAAUUGAAGGCUGUGGUUUGACCAUGGAGGCAGGCACCUUUUUCGAUCCAGUCGAUGAACAGGGUUUGUUGUUCUCGAAAUCCGAGUGAAGGAAGCACCGAAGCGAAACUUAAAAAGGAAUCCUGCCCUCCUGGAGCCACGGGCGAUGCGACUUGUGCCGCCGGGUGCCGCCGCCGCCCGCCCGGCUUCGCCCUUCCAGGCAGUCGGGAACUUGUUCUGAUCCUCAGCCCCGCCAUCGAGUCUCCGCUCUCCAUCCCCCUACACCCUGGAUAUGUUUUCUCCCAGACCUGGAUAUUUUUUUGACAUCGUGAAACUACGAGGGAAAUAACUGCGGGGCUUCUUUCUGUCUCCCUGCUUCUCCACACGGACAUGCCUUCAGUUUGGGUGGCCGAGACACCCGGUUCUAGGCGAAUGAACCUCUCCAGCCGCGAGGGAGAGAAAUGAAGGGAAUUUCUGCAGCGGAAUGAAAGCUCUGCAGCUAGGUCCUCUCAUCUGCCAUUUGUCCUUUCAGACUGCAUUGUAAUACCGGGCCGGACAAGUCGGACGAGAGCGAGGACCAGCCUCCCGGCCGUAUCUCUCGGCCCGUGUUUACUUUCCAUAUUUCUUUUCUCUGCUCUCCUGCUUCUCGGCUGGCCCAGGGAUGACUUCCUCGCUGCCGCGGCCCCGGCGGAUGCCGUCGCUCCUGUGGACCGUCCUGCUGGUCAGCACUGCGGCCGCUUCUCAGAACCAAGAACGUCUAUGUGCAUUUAAAGAUCCCUAUCAACAAGACCUUGGCAUAGGUGAGAGUCGAAUCUCUCAUGAAAAUGGAACAAUAUUAUGUUCAAAAGGUAGCACUUGCUAUGGCCUUUGGGAGAAAUCAAAAGGGGAUAUAAACCUCGUAAAACAAGGAUGUUGGUCUCACAUUGGAGAUCCCCAGGAAUGUCACUAUGAAGAAUGUGUAGUAACUACUACCCCUCCCUCAAUUCAGAAUGGAACAUACCGUUUCUGCUGCUGUAGCACAGACUUGUGUAAUGUCAACUUUACUGAGAAUUUUCCACCUCCAGACACAACACCACUCAGUCCACCUCAUUCAUUUAACCGAGAUGAGACAAUAAUCAUUGCUUUGGCAUCAGUCUCUGUAUUAGCUGUUUUGAUAGUUGCCUUAUGCUUUGGAUACAGGAUGCUGACAGGAGACCGUAAACAAGGUCUUCACAGUAUGAACAUGAUGGAGGCAGCAGCAUCAGAACCCUCUCUUGACCUAGAUAAUCUGAAACUGUUGGAGCUGAUUGGCCGGGGUCGAUAUGGAGCAGUAUAUAAAGGUUCCUUAGAUGAACGUCCAGUUGCUGUAAAAGUGUUUUCCUUUGCAAACCGUCAGAAUUUUAUCAAUGAGAAGAACAUUUACAGAGUGCCUUUAAUGGAACAUGACAACAUUGCUCGCUUUAUAGUUGGAGAUGAGAGAGUUACUGCAGAUGGACGCAUGGAAUAUUUGCUUGUGAUGGAGUAUUAUCCCAAUGGAUCUCUCUGCAAGUAUUUGAGUCUCCAUACAAGUGAUUGGGUCAGUUCUUGCCGUCUGGCUCAUUCUGUGACUAGAGGUCUGGCUUAUCUUCAUACAGAAUUGCCACGAGGAGACCAUUAUAAACCUGCGAUUUCCCAUCGAGAUUUAAACAGCAGAAAUGUCCUGGUGAAAAAUGAUGGAACCUGUGUUAUUAGUGACUUUGGAUUGUCCAUGAGGCUAACUGGAAAUAGACUGGUACGCCCAGGGGAAGAAGAUAAUGCAGCCAUAAGUGAGGUUGGCACAAUCAGAUAUAUGGCACCAGAAGUUCUAGAAGGAGCUGUGAACUUGAGGGACUGUGAAUCAGCUUUGAAACAAGUAGACAUGUAUGCACUUGGACUCAUUUAUUGGGAGAUAUUUAUGAGAUGUACAGACCUCUUCCCAGGUGAAUCUGUACCAGAAUACCAGAUGGCUUUUCAGACAGAAGUUGGAAACCAUCCCACUUUUGAAGAUAUGCAAGUUCUGGUGUCUAGGGAAAAACAGAGACCCAAAUUCCCAGAAGCUUGGAAAGAAAACAGCCUGGCAGUGAGGUCACUCAAGGAGACAAUCGAAGACUGUUGGGACCAGGAUGCAGAAGCUAGGCUUACUGCACAGUGUGCUGAGGAGAGGAUGGCUGAACUUAUGAUGAUUUGGGAAAGAAACAAAUCUGUGAGCCCAACGGUCAAUCCCAUGUCUACUGCUAUGCAAAAUGAACGCAACCUGUCACACAAUAGGCGCGUGCCAAAGAUUGGCCCUUAUCCUGAUUAUUCUUCUUCCUCAUACAUUGAAGACUCUAUCCAUCAUACUGACAGCAUUGUGAAGAAUAUUUCCUCUGAGCAUUCAAUGUCUAGCACACCUUUGACUAUAGGGGAAAAGAACCGAAAUUCAAUUAACUAUGAACGACAGCAAGCACAAGCUCGAAUCCCCAGCCCUGAAACAAGCGUCACCAGCCUGUCCACCAAUACAACAACCACAAACACCACUGGCCUCACUCCAAGCACUGGCAUGACCACUAUAUCUGAGAUGCCAUACUCAGAUGAAACAAAUCUGCAUGCCACAAAUGUUUCACAACCAAUUGGGCCAACCCCUGUCUGCUUACAACUGACAGAAGAAGACUUGGAGACCAACAAGCUGGACCCAAAAGAAGUUGAUAAGAACCUCAAGGAAAGUUCUGAUGAGAAUCUCAUGGAGCAUUCUCUUAAACAGUUCAGUGGACCAGACCCACUGAGCAGUACCAGUUCUAGCUUGCUUUACCCACUCAUAAAACUUGCAGUAGAAGUGACUGGACAGCAGGACUUCACUCAAGCUGCAAAUGGCCAAGCAUGUUUAAUUCCUGAUGUUCCACCCACUCAGAUCUAUCCUCUGCCCAAGCAACAGAAUCUUCCUAAGAGACCUACUAGUUUGCCUUUAAACACCAAAAAUUCAACCAAGGAGCCCCGGCUGAAAUUUGGCAGCAAGCACAAAUCAAACUUGAAACAAGUAGAAACUGGAGUUGCCAAGAUGAAUACAAUCAAUGCUGCAGAACCUCAUGUGGUGACGGUCACAAUGAAUGGUGUGGCAGGUCGAAACCACAGUGUUAACUCCCACACUGCCGCUACCCAGUAUGUUAAUGGGACAGUACCAAAUGGCCAGACAACCAACACAGUGGCACAUAGGGGCCAAGAAAUGCUGCAGAAUCAAUUCAUUGGUGAGGAUACCCGGCUGAAUAUUAAUUCCAGUCCUGAUGAGCAUGAACCUUUACUGAGACGAGAGCAACAGGCUGGCCAUGAUGAAGGUGUUCUGGAUCGUCUUGUGGACAGGAGGGAACGGCCACUGGAAGGUGGCCGAACUAAUUCCAAUAACAACAACAGUAAUCCAUGUUCAGAGCAAGAUGAUCUUACGCAGGGUGUUUCAAGCACAGUAGCAGAUCCUGGACCAUCAAAGCCCAGAAAAGCACAGAGGCCUAAUUCUCUGGAUCUUUCAGCCACAAAUGUUCUUGAUGGCAGCAGUUUGCAGUUAGGUGAAUCAACACAAGACGGCAAAUCAGGAUCUGGUGAAAAGAUCAAGAAACGUGUGAAAACUCCCUAUUCUCUUAAGCGGUGGCGCCCCUCCACCUGGGUCAUCUCCACUGAACCUCUGGACUGUGAGGUCAACAACAAUGGCAGUGACAGGGCAGUUCAUUCCAAAUCCAGCACCGCAGUUUACCUUGCAGAAGGAGGCACUGCUACUACCAUGGUGUCUAAAGAUAUAGGAAUGAACUGUCUGUGAAAUAUUUUCAAGCCUAUGGAGUGAAAUUAUUUUUUGCAUCAUUUAAAUGUGCAGAAGACAUUAAAACUGCUUUAUCUUCCUGUCAGUAUCCCCUCCCACCCCUGCAACAGGACUUGCUUUAAAUAGAUUUCAGCUAUGCAGAAAAAUUUAGCUUAUGCUUCCAUAUUUUUUAAUUUUGUUUUUUUUUAAGUUUUGCACUUUUGUGUAGUCUCCUUAAAGUUAUAUUUGUCUGUUAUGACCACAGAAUUAUAUGUGUGUGUAUCAAAAGUGGUCUCAAAAUAUUUUUUUAAGAAAAAAAGCAAAAACAAUGUAUUGCUGAUAAUCAGUUUGGACCAGUUUCUAAAGGUCAUUAAAACAGAAGCAAAUUAAGACAGGUUUGACUGCAGUGGUGUCUGGUAUCCAUGUUUUAUUUCUGGGCCCAAGCUAGUUUAUAUGUUGAACUGUUGUGAACAUAUUAUCUGUUGGACAUUCUUUUCUCUUGUGUUUUGUUUGAACGUGCAAUAGUCUAUAGUCCACAAAUAAGCUUUCUUAUAAGUUCUCUUCCUAACAGAGCACACAUUCUUCCAUGAGUACAUUUUUCUGCCCCACCCCCCAUACUUUUGGCAGGUCAGUUCUAUGACAGUGAAUUUUGCACAAGAGAAAGCAGCUACCUGAUUUCUUGCUUUCUCUCUCCUAAUGGAGAAUGCAGAAACAUUGUCUCAAAGGGCUCUAGAGAAGGAACUACCAAAACCUAAUUUGAAAUGCCAUUUAUUUUAACCUUCCAAGUCCUAAAUGUUUCUUUCCAGGCAUUUUAACAAACAUAUUUGGUUCUGGUUUUUGGAAGUUCAUAAGAGAGCAUAGAACAAAGUAGACAAAGUCAAAUAUUAGCCUUUUUUCAUUUUAUUUUAUUUUUUGUAUGUAUGUUCAUGUUCCAUAUUCAUUUAUUUAAGAAGCACAUUUUUAUCAGAAAACUUAUAGAGCUAUACUUAUAUGGAAUUUUUAAGUAGGUAGAUGGUUAAGACUACAUAAUGCUAUAGCCUUCAUUCUCUGAAUAGGCCGUCUUUCACUCAAAUAAAAUUACAUUUCCCAUUUAAAAUAACUUCAAAAAUAAUUUGUAGUUUUGAACUGGUAAUAUCUUUUUAUUCCCUUCCUAAGCAAAGCCUGGUGACUUUAUCUGAAAAUGAGUCCUCUUCCCAUGACCUAAAACACUGUGUGGAAAAAUCAUUCAUCUGGCAUGCCACAUCCCUGUGGAAGGAAGGAUUGCUGCCAAACCUAUCAUUUUUGAGCAGACUGAGGCUUACCUCUUUUUUCAUAACUGUUUCUUCACUAAUCCUAUUUUCAUAAUUUCUCUUUUUGCCAGUUUUUCGUAUGAUCUUUGAUAUGUGAGAAGCAUUUAUUAUUUACAUUAUAAUAGAAUAUACCUUUUAGUGAUAACAUGUUAUAUAUCCUUCAAAUCAUAUUGUCUUUUUAAAAGCUUCCUUUGCUUCUUUCAAUACUGAUAACUAUCUCUAAACAACACCUCAGCAUGUUUUUUUUUUAAUAAAGCACUUUAUGUCAAAUAAGGGACUUUUUUUUUUAUAAGCACAGAUUAUUUUCUAUCAAUUUGCAAACAGUGAUGAUCUCACUUAAUUUUUCCAAAUUCUCUAUAUAGACAUUAUUUAAGAUCUCAGAUUUCUAUGGGAGGUUAAAAAGCUAAGAGGAAAACACAAAUCCCCAUAUUCUUGCUUUUAGGUUUUUAUCUCUUGAACAAUAUUUUCUCACUCAUAUUCUUCUAUCUUCAUUUAGCUAAAGACAACCUAAAUUUCCCAAUUUUCUGUCCAAAAUAUUUAUGACUUACUAUAUAAGCCACCUUUUUUUUUUUUUUUUUGCCAUCUGCUAUGAUCCUAUGAGUUAGAUGUUACAUCACUUAACAUUUAUUCUAUUUUUCUAGUGCCCAGGACUUCCACCUUUUAUGUUUUAUUGGCCCUUCUGUUGAUUCAGAUCUUUAACAUAUUUUUCAGUCUUCUGAUAGUUAUUCUUCUAUCUGUGAAACAAAUUAUAUCUUUCCCACCAAAUUUUCACUUAGUUCUCUUGCCUUUAAAUGUCUUUGAACUGCAUUUCAGAAUAUUAUUUUCAAACAUUUGUAGGAUAUCUUUGAGUCAAAAUAAAUUAUAUUCCUUCUCCAAUUGAAAGCAUUGAGGAUAAAUAACCAUUGGAGGUCUAACAUCAGUUAGACCUGAUCAUCUUUUCCUGACAGAAGAAGAGUUAUCUUACAUUCUACUUUGUGUUUAGGCUAGUUGGUUUUAAUUUUUCUAGCAUUUUUUUUUUUGAUGUUGACUAAUAAAAUGCUUUCAAAAAUUUAUAUACCAAAUUAGAAGAAUCCUUAUAAGUUUCCCAUUUCAUGCAAGCAUAUUUAAAACAAAUAAUUUUCUUUCCCUAGUUUUUUUAGUAGACUCUGAAAAAAAUAGAAGUAGAAAGUAGAUCAUUUUAAUAAAUUUUAAAUUAAAUCAUAUAUCAGACUGAUUCAGAAUCUAAUCUACAAGCAGGCAAAAUUACUUAAAAUACUUGGUAACUUUAUUCAUCUAAUAAUAAAUGUUUCUUGAAGCUAA